GUGGAUCAUCGUGGAGCAGCAGGCGGAGGAGGGCAGCGAGGAGAGGCGGAUUGAUGACAGCUGUCAUAGCGGAAUAAACCGCUACUGCCGCUCUCAGAUAGUGACGAAACCCAGGAGGACCGGGGACACGCUUUAAGCGCACAUCAGGCUGGAUUCAAAGGUGGAGUAAAGGUAUUUACCAAUAGCACUGUGUAUAUUUUGGACUGGCACGUCACUGGUGGAGCUACAGUUCCACAGGCACCAUGGGGACACAAGGCACUGGUAGAAAGCGUGCCCCUGUUAAAGAUCGGUUCUCAGCAGAGGACGAGGCCUUGAGCAGCAUUGCCCGAGAGGCGGAGGCGAGACUGGCAGCGAAGAGGGCAGCUCGUGCAGAGGCCAGGGAUAUUCGAAUGAGGGAACUUGAACGGCAGCAGAAAGAACUGUCUUACCACUCAUCCAGCAGUAGCAGCAAAAAAUGGGGUCAGAUUCACCAGUGGAUGGCUGAUGCAGAAAAGGCCAGAGCCUCUAGUAGUAGCAGAUCCAGCAGCCGCCAUCGCUGGCAGGAGUUGGGUGAUGAUGUCACGUCAGUCCGGAGCCACAGGUCUAACACAUCAGCUGUACGUGACUUGGGUUCUAGCAAAAGUCGUUCCAGCUUCCGUAGAAAAGACCUGAUGUCUGAAGGCUCCACUAGCGCAGUCCUCAAGGGCUCCCGCUCCACUAGUUCUGUGUAUAAUGACCUGCAUGGCCAUAAAAAGGCUUCAUCCAGCUCCCACAGGAAGGACCUGCUGACUGGACUGUACUAUGAUCAAAGGAAAUACACCAGCCUAACGAAGACCAAACUCCCUUCUCUACCUUCUACCUCCUCCUAUCAGCCUCGGAUGACCAAUUCCUCGUCCUCCACCACGGGCACAGGGCUGUCCCGUAGUUACAGCACGGCCUCUAUUUACGAGGACGCUGGUCUGUACGGCUCAGGUUACAGUUCGAGAGCUCCCUCUGAAUACAGCUGGUGCUCCUCUGGAGCCAGCUCCACUCGCAGCAGCCCUGUGUUCUCCUCAGACGAUGACACUGUGAGCAGUGUGUCCCAGGAACGCUUCAGCAGAGGCCGCAGGGACAGUGUGUCAUCUGACUUCUCGGACAUUAGCGAGUCGGCUGCUGAUUACUUUAGCCGCUCCAACCAAAAGGGCAGUAUUGUGUCUGACCUCGAUGAUUUGGGCAGUCCAGAUCUGGAAACUAUGGAUGAAAAGUGUGACAGACAGUAUUCAGACUACAGUCGGCCGUCCUCUCGCUGUGCCACGCCGGGCCUUUCAGCAGCCACCCUGGCCUCACUGGGAGGCACCUCCUCACGGCGAGGCAGCACAGACACCAGUAACGCCUAUGACCCUGACACCAGUCUGAGUGAACUUAGGGAUAUCUAUGAACUAAAGGACCAGAUUCAGGAUGUAGAAGGGCGAUACAUGCAAGGGCUUAAAGAGCUGAAGGAGUCACUUGCAGAGGUGGAGGAGAAGUACAAGAAAGCUAUGGUAUCAAACGCACAGCUGGACAACGACAAGGCAAACCUCAUCUAUCACGUGGACACACUCAAGGACGUCGUAGAGGAAAUGGAGGAACAAAUGUCAGAGAUGAGAAGAGAGCUGGAAGAAAAGUCAAAGGAAUUAGAAAGACAAAAGCACACAUGCACAGUUCUGCAGCAUAAACAAGAAGAACUGAAAGAGGGAAUCCAUCAGAGAGAUGAGCUGAUUGAGGAGACCCAGCGAAUGCAGACUAAGUUAGAUGCCCUAACCAGGGAGGUGUUUGACCUUCAGGAAACUAUAAACUGGAAGGACAAAAAGAUCGGGGCCCUAGAGAGGCAGAAAGAGUACUUUGAUUGCAUUAAGAAUGAGAGAGAUGAGCUCAGAGACGAGCUCGCUGACCUCAAAGCCAAAGCAGGAGAGAAACAUGGGCUGGUCAUAAUUCCAGACGGCACACCAAACGGCGACGUCAGCCUCGAGCCGCUGUCCACAGGGAUCACCGUGGUUUCCCAGGAGGCCGCUCAAGUAUUGGAGUCUGCAGGAGAGGGCCCACUAGACGUCAGGCUACGGAAGUUGGCAGAGGAGAAGGAUGAACUGUUGGCUCAGAUCAGGAAGCUGAAGUUGCAGCUGGAGGAGGAGCGACAGAAACAGUCCAAGCUGGACAGCACGUACACAGACGGGGAGACGAUGGAGAACGGCACUGACCUCCACUUCAUCGAGAUGCAGAGAGAUGCCAACAGACAGAUUAGUGAAUACAAAUUCAAGCUGUCGAAGGCGGAGCAGGAAAUGGGUACGAUGGAACAGAAUAUCAGCAGACUUGAAGGGCAGGUGUCCCGGUACAAGGCAGCAGCCGACAACUCGGAGAAAAUAGAGGAUGAACUCAAAGCAGACAAAAGGAAACUUCAAAGAGAGCUGCGCACGGCACUGGAUAAGAUCGAGGAGAUGGAGAUGACCAACAACCACCUCGUGAAGCGCCUCGAAAAGAUGAAGGCCAACAGGAACGCCCUGCUGGCGCAGCAGUGAGGCGCAGCGGCGCCACGGAUGCCCUCAAAGUCUCACCUCGUGCCCCCGACUGCUGUGUCGCCUCUGAAGCACAUUUCCACUUUCCGCUGUAAUAAGAUGUGUAGCUAACCAAAAACACUUAAAAACUUGUAGCACGGGCGAAACUCUGCUCUACCACUGCGAGCGGACUGAGAGCGUUAGCAAAGUUUCUGGGAGGUACAUCAGAGGAAGAAAAUCAGAUUUACACGUUACCGUGAGAUUUGUUUUGCUCUGACCGGGUGCUUGGCUGUACUUUGUUUUGUUUGUUUUUUUAAGUUGCAUGGAUGAGUAUAAUGAUGCUUUUAAAAUAUUCGACCCUCACGGUUGCUCGGUCCUGCACCUUCCCAGAAUCCCUCACACGGUGCCUUCUCACGCCAGGAGCCCCAGCUCUCCUCCUUUUAACAGGUACACACACUUGUACAGCCGUUCUGUGGAAUUGUAAACACAAAGUACUGUGUCUGCUGAGGUUUCAUAGUUUUCAAAUAUUUAAGAUUUCUGGAAAAUAAAUGUAAUUUACAG
Molecule: messenger RNA, 3047 nt
Organism: Thalassophryne amazonica
Lineage: Eukaryota; Metazoa; Chordata; Actinopteri; Batrachoidiformes; Batrachoididae
Gene: lrrfip2
Product: leucine rich repeat (in FLII) interacting protein 2
Exons: 27
Coding region: 243-2510 (755 amino acids)
Biological process (GO): regulation of DNA-templated transcription
Source: RefSeq, a predicted model, not a curated record